This is a messenger RNA of Rhincodon typus (whale shark), 1581 nucleotides long. RefSeq names its product extracellular serine/threonine protein kinase FAM20C-like. Gene Ontology annotation, molecular function: protein serine/threonine kinase activity. Bases 1 to 951 code for a protein of 316 amino acids. Gene Ontology annotation, biological process: protein phosphorylation. The transcript is spliced from 8 exons. NCBI's taxonomy places the organism in Eukaryota, Metazoa, Chordata, Chondrichthyes, Orectolobiformes, Rhincodontidae. The record is from RefSeq and is a predicted model, not a curated record. Gene Ontology annotation, cellular component: Golgi apparatus.
AUGGAUUCGGAUAGCAGCAAAAAGGAGAAAGAAAGCUUUCCUUUUGGAAAGAGGAGACAAACCAGAGAACAGGAGACGCCACCAGAUUUCUUCUACUUUUCAGAUUUCGAGCGACACAACUCCGAGAUUGCUGCCUUCCACCUGGACAGAAUUCUGGAUUUCCGCCGCGUGCCACCUGUUGCCGGGCGACUGGUUAACAUGACCAAAGAAAUCAGAGACGUGACCCAUGACAAGAAGCUCUGGAGGACAUUCUUCAUCUCCCCAGCCAACAAUGUGUGCUUCUACGGAGAGUGUUCCUACUAUUGUUCUACCGAGCACGCUCUGUGUGGGAAGCCUGACCAGAUCGAAGGCUCACUGGCUGCUUUCCUACCUGAUCUGGCGCUGGCUAAAAGGAAAACCUGGAGGAAUCCAUGGCGACGGUCUUAUCACAAACGCAAGAGAGCAGAGUGGGAGGUUGAUCCUGACUAUUGCGAGGAAGUCAAACAGACUGCCCCUUACAACAGCGGCACCCGGCUUCUCGAUCUCAUCGACAUGACUAUUUUUGACUUCCUUAUGGGAAAUAUGGAUCGGCACCAUUAUGAAACUUUUGAAAAAUUUGGAAAUGAUUCAUUUAUUAUUCAUCUGGAUAAUGGACGUGGGUUUGGGAAACACUCACAUGAUGAGCUCUCCAUCCUGGUGCCAUUGAAUCAGUGCUGCAGAAUAAAGGAAUCGACAUACCGCCGGCUACAACUCCUGGCUAAAGAAGAGUACAAGCUGAGCGAGGUGAUGGCAGAGUCACUCGAACGGGAUAAACUCUCACCCAUUCUGAUAGAGCCGCACCUGAAAGCCAUGGACAGGAGGUUACGAAUCAUUUUAAGAUCAGUCAGCGACUGUGUGGAAAAGGAAGGACGAAGUGCUGUGGUGGAGAACGACAUAGACUACGAUUUCAAUUCAAUCGCGACCAAUAGGUAGUAGAGGGAGGGUGACGUCCUCUUUUUUUAACUCGUGUAAGUGAGAAAUGGAAAGUCUUACCGAGACUGGCUAUUUAUGUUACUUUUUGAAUUCAGUGAAUUCAGAACAGAGAUGUAAUUGUUCCCAAAUAUGUAAAGUAUAGACUCCAUCCCAGAUUAUUAUAACUAAAGUUUCUAAGUUAAAGCAUUUAUUUGUUUUUCUCGAUGAUAUCCAGUUCUGAGAUGUGAAUAUUGAACAGGUAGGAGUGUGCAAUCCCAAAACCGAAGAAUUUUUCAAAUAGAUAUAUAUAUAGAGAGAGAGAGAUUAUAUAUAAAGAGGAAUCAUGCUAAUGAGUGAAAAUACUUGAAAGCUGGUUAAACUGAUUUGAGCAACCUGGGCAUUGCUCAUUCCGAAAUGAGGCAGCAAAGCUGUAAUGUCGAUUCUCCUUCGAACCUUCCGGCACACGUCGAGCAGCCACUGCCAGCUUUGCUUUUCAAGUUCUUUAGUGUACAGGUACAGGCUGGUGAGCUGGUUUCUUGUGGCUGUAGGCUUUUGCAUUCGCAGUGUUCUCAGAGGGGGGUGGGCGGGUGUGCGGUUUGUGGUUAAUGUUUUUGCGAUACGGUGAAAGUGCAAUAAAGAUUAUGGCAACAA